AUGUAUUACUCUAUUGCUUCCCUGCUGGCAGCUCCGUUGCUCGUUCUCGCACAAUUUCCCCCACGGGUCGAAUAUUCGAAUGUCCUGAAAUCGCCCAUCAAUGAAAACAUCACCAUUUCCUAUAACACGCCCUCAUCUGAGACGUGUAUGACGGCUUUCGAUACCCAAAAGCAGUAUACUGGUUACAUCGGUCUCCCACCGUUCACCCUCGCCCCAAUACAGCAGAACUACUCGAUCAACACCUUCUUCUGGUUUACGGAAGCGCGACAAAACCCAGAGACUGCUCCGCUGACUAUCUGGAUCAAUGGAGGACCGGGAAGUAGCAGUAUGAUCGGCAUGUUUGCUGAGAACGGACCAUGCGAAGUCGUUCAAAUGAAGGAUGGUUCAUGGGGCACUCAAGCGCGUAUGUGGGGCUGGGACAGAAGUUCGAACAUCCUUUACAUCGAUCAGCCAACUCAGGUCGGUUUCUCUUACGAUACACUUACGAAUAUGACCUACAACGUCAUGCUUGAAAGACUCCAUUCCCUCAACUUAUCUGGUGGAUGGGUACCAGCCUGGACCGAACUCAAUGGCACAUUUAGUUCAAAUAACCCGGAUGCCACCAGCAACACCACCGACAUCUCAGCUAUGGCUGCGUGGCAUUUCCUCCAAGGCUUUCUUUCUGCCUUUCCCCAAUACAAUCCAGGUGUUCAACCAAACAGCUCACACAUCUCGACAACUGGUAUCAACCUGUUUGCCGAAAGCUAUGGUGGCAUAUAUGGACCGACCUUUGCCAACUACUUUGAAGAGCAAAAUGCAAAGCGAGCGAACGGCACUCUGCCCACGAAUUCGACCUUAGAGAUUAGGCUUACAUCUCUAGGAAUCGUGAAUGGCAUGAUUGAUUCGUUGAUUCAGGACUAUUACUACGCCGCUAUGGGUUACAACAAUACCUUCGGCAUACAAGCAAUCUCGCAAACCGAGGAGCUCAAUUUGAUUACAGAAUACAACAGUCAGUGCAGCACCGAAAUCGAGACUUGCCGCCGUCUCGCUAAUCAAACUGAUCCGGAGAACGAGGGAGAUAGCGACCAAGCCAAUAAUGCUUGUCAAGCAGCAGCAACCUCAUGCAACAGAUUGACGGGACCUUUUCUUGACAGUGGCCUUGAUGUAUACGAUAUUCGUGUCAAGAAUCCGUCGCCAGAUCCAUCAUGGGCUUUUCUGGAGUAUCUGAACACGGCGUCGGUACAGAAGGCGAUUGGAUCUCGCGUGAAUUAUACUCAGCAUAGCGACGCAGUAUCAAUGGCCUUCUACAAUACUGGUGAUUCGGUACGGGGUGGUCAAAUUGAUGACAUUGCUAGCCUCCUUCGAGCCGGGGUGCGCGUUUCGCUUAUUUACGGCGACGCUGAUUAUAUCUGCAAUUGGAUGGGCGGUGAGGCUGCUUCAUUCGCCGUGGCUGCAGCGCUUCCCGAAUACCCGUCAAACGAUUCUUCAUACCUCUCUGGCUGGAACAGUGCAGGUUAUGCUGAUAUCGUUGUUAACACGACCUAUGUCGGAGGUGCUGUACGCCAGUUUGGCAACUUGUCUUUCGCCCGCAUUUAUGACGCUGGCCAUAUGGUACCAUAUUACCAACCUGAGACAGCAUUCACUGUGUUCACUCGAGUUAUUGAUGGCACGGAUCUUAGCACUGGAGAAGCGAUCAAUCUUUCCAAUUUUAGCUCAUCUGGCCUCAAGAACUCAACACAUACUAACAUCGCUCCAUCUAAGCAAGCGGCCCCAACUUGUUGGUUCAGAGCAAUGCAAGACUCCUGCUCGUCCGAAGAAACAGCACAGAUGAGGGAUGACAAGGGAGACACGGGACUUUUCGUCAACGGUAUCUACUAUUCAGACCCAAAGAAAGCACCUAGCAGAACUACCACGGCUAGCAAAAGUGGUGUCUCUCCAAGCAGAUCACCGACAAGCUCAAGUUCUACGCGCGGUUCAAGCAACAGCGGCAGCAGCAGUGGUAGCACAUCGACCAUAGCGAUGACUGGAGUUUUUACAGCAACGGCGACACCCAGCCCCAGUUCGGGACGAGCCUCGAGUGGAAUUGGGGUCAUACACGGGUGGAUUCAGAGUCUGCUUGUGUUAAUCGUUACGAUGGUGGUUACGUGA
Messenger RNA from Aureobasidium subglaciale EXF-2481, 2127 nucleotides. RefSeq lists its product as uncharacterized. The transcript has 3 exons. NCBI's taxonomy places the organism in Eukaryota, Fungi, Ascomycota, Dothideomycetes, Dothideales, Saccotheciaceae. Gene Ontology annotation, cellular component: fungal-type vacuole. Bases 1 to 2127 code for a protein of 708 amino acids. Gene Ontology annotation, molecular function: serine-type carboxypeptidase activity. The record is from RefSeq and is a predicted model, not a curated record. Gene Ontology annotation, biological process: proteolysis.